AUGCAGACCCUGAGCUGUGGAGUUGUCACAGCACUAUCUCCGCAUGUGUUGUCAAUCUUCUUCUUGUGGGUUGCGCGAGACGUCAACCCUGCGAGGUACAGCUUCCAGCCUGGCGAAGCCGUGCCCAGCCAGCCAGAGAAGAGCUUCCCCCCAGUGAACACCGCAGAAGGAUGUGAAUGGAGUUCCGACGGGUCUCUCCUGGGUCUUGUUGAUCCUGCUGGCGGCGUCACCGUGUACAGCGCCGCGCAGGGCUAUGAGCCCCUCUGCCAGGUGCCUCCGCUGGUCGGCGGCCCUGUGAGGAAUUUCUACUUCUCGCCGUUGGGGUCCCACCUGGUCACCUACGAGCGAUGGGUCAAGGAUGCUGGUGACAACGUGGGCGUCUGGGAUGCGAAGACAGGCGAGAAGCGUUUCUCGUUCAUACUGAAGAACAUGACCGGCAUGAGCUGGCCACCUUUGAAGUGGACAAGUCUGGAGACUCACUGCUGCCGCAUGGUACAGGAUGGCAUCCAGAUCUUGCCGGGCUCGUGCGAGCGCUCCGAGGUCUCACGCAUUGACGCGCCUGGCAUCAUGGCCUUCGAGGUCUCGCCACGUGGCUCCGGCCCACAAGGCAGCGGCUCACCCCAUGUAGCGCUGGUCGUGGCGGAGACAAGGGGCCAGCCUGCCAGAUGCCAGGUCUUCAAAUUGGAUGAUCCCGGCAGAGCGACCGCAACAAAGAACUUCUUCAAGGCCCAGACGGUCACCAUGAAGUGGAACAACGUUGGCACCGCUGUGUUGGUAAAAUCUGCCAUGGAGGUGGACGACACUGGGAAGAGCUACUAUGGUGGUGCCAAUCUCUACUUUUUGCGGGCAGAUGGUGAAGAGUCGGCCCUGGUAGCAUCCGCUGACGGUGGUCCCAUCCACGAUGCCCAGUGGAGCCCGACUCAGGACGAGUUCGUUCUGCUGCAUGGAGAGCUUCCAUGCCCAGCCGGACUGUACGAUGGGCGCAAGGGCAACAAGCGCAUGGACUUUGGCACAGGACAUCGCAACACCAUCAGGUGGAACCCAUUUGGACGUUUCUUCGUGCUCGGUGGCUAUGGACAGCUGCUCGGAGACACGGACUUCUGGGAUAAGCCUGGAAAGCAGCUCAUGGGCAGCCGACGCAUGGAGUGCUGUGUGGUUUGCGGCUGGGCCCCAGAUGGGCGCCACUUCCUCACUGCCACCACCGCGCCCAGGAUGCGCGUGGACAACAAGGUCGAAGUCUUCGAUUACCUCGGUGCCCCCUUGGGCAGGAUUGAGUUCGAUGAGCUGCUCCUUGCAGGCUGGCGGCCUCGGCCGCGGGGGGCUUUCCAGGACAGGGCCCCUAGUCCGGGCCGGAGUGCGCCAGCAGCGAAGGUUCAGGCAGCAGCGAAGCCGAAGGCAGCCCAAGCCUACAGACCGCCCGGCGCUCGGGCUGGUGGCGGCCUUGCUGACCUUCUGCGCAAGGAGCUAGGCUCCACGUCGGCUGAUGCAGCCAAGACAGCCACAAAGGUGGGCGCGCCAUCAGCUGCCCCACUUUCCCUGCCACCGGGAGCUUCGCCCGAAGACUUUCAAAAGGGGGCUCAAGCCAGCACUGGCACCGGCAGCAGCCGCAACGCCAGGAAAAAGAAGGCGAAAGAGGCCGCUGCGCAGGCGGAGGCAGGGCCAGAACCUGGUGCGGAGAAGUUCGCGCCACCUCCGCGUGCAGGCGACGCAAAGCCGGCGCCAGAAGCGGCUGCGGCUCAGUCCUCAGAAGCCGGAGGUGACGAGGUUGAGAAGAAGGUCCGCGCUCUAAAGAAGAAGCUGCGGGACAUCGAGAAGCUGAAAGAGAAGGUCGCAACAGGAGCUCCCAUCGAUCCACUGCAGAAGCAGAAGCUCGACGGAGAGGCCGAAAUCAUCCAGCAGAUUCAGGCGCUGGGGGGUGAGCCAUGA
Messenger RNA from Symbiodinium natans, 1926 nucleotides. The record is from the annotation of a GenBank genome assembly. NCBI's taxonomy places the organism in Eukaryota, Dinophyceae, Suessiales, Symbiodiniaceae.